Corythoichthys intestinalis (scribbled pipefish) is the source of this 2373-nucleotide messenger RNA. It is a transcript of the gene alkbh5, whose product is annotated as alkB homolog 5, RNA demethylase. Gene Ontology annotation, molecular function: oxidative RNA demethylase activity. The record is from RefSeq and is a predicted model, not a curated record. Gene Ontology annotation, cellular component: nucleus. Lineage: Eukaryota; Metazoa; Chordata; Actinopteri; Syngnathiformes; Syngnathidae. The transcript has 4 exons. The coding region runs from base 972 to 2042 and encodes 356 amino acids. Gene Ontology annotation, biological process: mRNA processing; mRNA export from nucleus.
CAACAUGGCAGUUCACCACUGUGCAUGCGCAGAGUCCUGGCGUGUUCGCUAGACUUUAUUUUCAACAUCUUUUUUCCCCUUUGUCCCCUAAGACUAUCUUCGGUGCUUGUCUAGACAGUUUAUUCGAGCUAAUAAAUUAGUGGAAAAGGGUUAUUCCCGGAUUCCUUGAAGUAAAUCUGGAUAGAGACGCCAUUAUUUUGGAAAGUUCACUGUGAUGUUGCGGCGUGUUUGUUUAGUGGCAUUUCCAGGAGGCAGCGGCGCAGGAACGUCCAAGCCUGGCUAAACUAAGCUACGUCGAAGUGACGACGUCGUGUCUAACUUGGCAUUUGUUUGUUUGCUGGAUAGUUCUAAUAUCGCUUUGGAAGGCUUUUUGAUACCCUGAAAAUCCGUUUUAGUAUUCGUGUGGUGGCACUGGCGCAACCACUAGAAGAAUUUUGAGAACGUUGACCGAGAGAAGCUAACAGCUAGGCAACGGAACUGAGCCACAUCCACGCUAGCGCGGACUCAUAUUUUGGCAGCAGUCGGGGAACCGGCGAAGAAUCCAAUCGGAUUAGACAAUGUUGGCCCAUGAAGCUAUGAUUUAGUUGGGGCCACAUCUGCUCAAGUACAGGUUAUAACCCAGCUAGCGAGCCUAGCUAAAUCCACACGACCUCGGCCUGGUUUUUACGUCACCCGAGGCACACGCGGAUGAUUCAAGGCGGACUAGCUAAUGUUAGCCUAGCAACCCUGUGAUAGCCAAACCAGCGCGUAUUGAUUUCAGAGUCACCCGGUGGAGAACACCGGCCGACACCGAGCCAAUCUACGGCUUGAUUUGGACGUGGCCGGGCCUUGCGCUUGUGCACCGGCGGAAGAAUCUCGCUAACGGGUGACGAGCUCCUGCCACAUCCGCAACCAGCCCGGGCCACUUUUGACACAUGACAUCCACCAGCUAAGCGUUGCAACUCUCACGGUUGUUGUUUUCCGGAGCGAACAUGUCCACCAGCGGCUUCUCAGAUCUGCGCGACAAGCUCCGGUCGAUGCCGCCGCACCGGGAAGAGCGCCGGACGAGCAACGGCAGCAGCGGCGAGGUGGGCCGAAAGCGCCGUCGCCGCGAAUCCGACGACGACGAGUGCGAUCACAGCGACGACAGCGGCGAGCUCCGCGAGCAAGAGGCCGACCGAGUGCGGAGCAGCGUCCAGCAGAAGAGCAUCUUUACGCCGGAGGAAUGCGCGCGUAUCGAGGAGAAGAUCGACCAGGUGGUGGCCAAGGCUGAGGCCGGACUCUACCGCGAGCACACGGUGGACCGCGCGCCACUGCGCAACAAGUACUUCUUCGGCGAGGGCUACACGUACGGAGCGCAGCUGGAAAAGCGCGGUCCCGGCCAGGAGAGGCUCUACCGCAAGGGCCAGGUGGACGAAAUCCCCAGCUGGGUGCAUGAGCUGGUCAUCCAGCGGCUGGUGUCCGACGGCAUCAUCCCGGAGGGCUUCGUCAACAGCGCGGUCAUAAACGACUACCAGCCCGGCGGCUGUAUCGUGUCCCACGUGGACCCGCUGCACAUCUUCGCCAGGCCAAUCGUGUCCGUGUCCUUCUUCAGCGACAGCGCGCUUUGCUUCGGGUGCCGCUUCCAGUUCAAGCCCAUCCGGGUAUCCGAGCCCGUCUUCGUGCUGCCUGUCCGCAGGGGCAGCGUCACUGUCCUCAGUGGCUAUGCUGCUGAUGACAUCACACAUUGCAUCAGACCUCAAGACAUCAAGGAGAGGCGAGCGGUCAUCAUACUUAGAAAAACCAGGCCCGAUGCUCCCAGACUUGACUCCGACAGCCCUUUAAGGUCUGCUCCAGUGGAGAGGGCGCCCCCCCUCAAAGCUAAGCGCUCACAUCGCAAGGCCGACCCGGAUGCCGCUCACAGACCGCGAGUGCUGGAGAUGGACAAGGAAGAGAACCGGCGGCCGUCAUCUUUCGGCCAGCGGCGUCACAGCUCGUCAUCGGACGACUACAGAAAGCGUGAGGCGGACUACGACAAACACCGCGAGAGCUCCUCGCGCAAAGUCAAAAUGCGCCGCCACUGAUCCUCCUCGUCAGCUUUCUUUUUACGAGCGCGCUUGUACUUUCAGUUUGUCUUCUAGUUCAAGGCGUAACGAGGGGUGUGUUUGUGUUGUUCAAAAGAUGUACAUACCUUCAAAAGCUGCUUGUACAUAUGAGGGAAGUUGAGCUGUACAUGUUAUUACAUUUGUCAUUAGUCUUGAAGCAUUUUCUCAUAUUUGCGUACAUUUCUCACCUUUUUUUCCCUCUUUCUUGGCAUCUGUAAGUAUAGGAUGUUUGAAAACUUGGGCCUCCUUGCUUUAAGAGCGCAAGAGGCCAUGUUAUUGCUUUUUCUCUAUUAAAGCACAAUGUUCCUCA